Messenger RNA from Tripterygium wilfordii, 1883 nucleotides. Its product is annotated as cytochrome P450 90A1-like. Gene Ontology annotation, molecular function: oxidoreductase activity, acting on paired donors, with incorporation or reduction of molecular oxygen; heme binding; monooxygenase activity. The record is from RefSeq and is a predicted model, not a curated record. The transcript has 8 exons. Gene Ontology annotation, biological process: multicellular organism development; brassinosteroid biosynthetic process; brassinosteroid homeostasis. The coding region runs from base 194 to 1636 and encodes 480 amino acids. NCBI's taxonomy places the organism in Eukaryota, Viridiplantae, Streptophyta, Magnoliopsida, Celastrales, Celastraceae.
GAUGCUUUCACAGAGAGGGAUAGAUAACCCCCUCGUGCGGCUCCUUCUCUCCUCCAUCAAUGCUCUUAUGCUCCCUUCCUUUCUCACUCUACACCUAUACAUACACCACCUAACCAUAUCUACACACAGAUAUUCAAUAUAUACACACACACACAACCAAUUUUACUCAAAAGUAGUCUCUCCCUAGUCUCCCAUGGCGCUUCCUGUUUUCCUCCUGCUCUGUUUUUUACUCUCGAUCGUCGUGAUAUUCAUCCUCAUCCGAGCCUCCCGCCGCCGCCUCCUCCGACUGCCGCCGGGGAAUCUCGGCCUUCCUUUCGUCGGCGAGACCUUGCAACUUAUCUCUGCUUACAAGACCGAGAAUCCGGAGCCGUUCAUCGACGAGCGGGUGAGCCGGUUCGGACCGCUAUUCACUACACAUGUUUUCGGCGAACCGACCGUUUUCUCGGCCGAUCCGGAGGUAAACCGGUUCAUAUUGCAAAACGAAGGGAAGCUGUUUGACUGUAGCUACCCCGGUUCGAUAUCGAACCUAUUGGGGAAGCACUCGUUGUUGCUUAUGAAGGGGAGUUUGCACAAGCGGAUGCAUUCUCUGACAAUGAGUUUCGGGAAUUCGUCGAUUAUUAAGGACCAUCUUUUGGUGGAUAUAGACCGGUUGAUCCGGCUCAAUCUGGACUCCUGGUCCGACCGGGUCUUGCUCAUGGAGGAAGCCAAGACGAUCACGUUUAAUCUAACAGUGAAGCAGCUGAUGAGUUACGAUCCGUGUGAGUGGACAGAGAGGUUAAGGAAGGAGUACGUGCUUGUGAUCGAAGGCUUUUUCACUCUUCCUAGUCGGCUCUUCUCCCCCACUUACAGCCGAGCCAUCACUGCGAGGACGAAGGUGGCGGAGGCGUUGAAUCUGGUGGUGCGACGGAGGAGGAAGGAGGCUGUGGCAAUUAGUGAAGGAGGAGGAGAGAAGCAGAAUGACAUGUUGGCGGCGCUGUUGGCGGACGAUGAUGGAUUUUCCGAUGAACAGAUUGUGGAUUUCCUGUUGGCUUUACUGGUCGCCGGUUACGAGACCACAUCUACGAUCAUGACUUUGGCGGUGAAGUUCUUGACCGAAACCCCUCUGGCUUUGGCUCAGCUCAAGGAGGAGCAUGAAGGGAUUAGGGCAAAGAAGAGUAAUAAUACAGAAGCACUUGAAUGGAGUGAUUACAAAUCAAUGCCAUUCACUCAAUGUGUUAUUAACGAGACCUUGCGAGUAGCAAACAUAAUUGGUGGGAUCUUUAGGAGGGCGAUCACCAAUGUCCCCGUAAAAGGCUACACUAUCCCUAAAGGAUGGCAGGUUUUCGCAUCCUUUCGAGCUGUACAUUUGAACCUUGAUCACUACAAGGAUGCUCGGUCUUUCAAUCCAUGGAGAUGGCAGAACAAACCGGUACCGACAAUUUCCGGGAAUGUGUUCAUGCCAUUUGGAGGAGGCCCGCGGCUCUGCCCUGGUUAUGAGAUUGCAAGGGUUAUCCUCUCCGUAUUCCUUCACCGGAUAGUUACCCGUUACAGUUGGGUUCCUGCUGAAGAAGACAAGUUGGUUUUCUUUCCGACGACCAGAACGCAGAAGAGGUAUCCGAUAAAAGUGCGGCGGUUAAACUGUGACCAAGCCAUGUAAGUUAGGCGGGAGAAGCAUGGAGUAAGAGAGGAAUAUAGUCAGUCAAGUUGUAGUUACUAAUAACUUUCUUAGUGGACUAGUAUUUCACCGUGGACCUGUUAAAACUUAAAAGUGCAAAUCGAUCGACCCUUCAAUAUAGUUCCAGAGACAAAUUUUCAGAGGUGGGUGUAAAGUCCAAAUUUUAAGUGAGGGAUUUUUGUUGGUUAAUUGAGAUCCAAUUAAUGGAUAAAUUUGAACUAAACAUGAA